AUGAAUAUCAAUCAAAGAAUUGAAAUUAUUUCCAAUCAUUUAAUGUCCCACGAAACCUCACAUAAAACAUUAUCAACUAUUUCAACCCAUGUAUUAGAUACAACUACUGGUUUACCAGCCAGAGACAUGAAAGUCUAUUUAGAAAAAGAUAUGGGUAGUAACCAAUUUGAAGUUAUAAAAAAUGUUGUUACAAACUCAGAUGGUAGAGCAAGAGAAUUUCCUGAAUUAGAAAAUGGAAAUUACAGAAUCACAUUUUUAACUGAAGAAUAUUUUGUUAAUAAUAAUGUUAGUAAUUACUUUUUCCCAAAAGCAACUAUCGAUUUUAUAGUUAAUCAACCAAGACACUAUCACGUUCCAUUAUUAUUAUCACCAUUCAGCUAUUCAACCUACAGAGGAAGCUAAAUUAUAAUUUUUAAAAGAAUAAAUAAAUAAAAUAAAAGGUGUAAUUUAAAAAAAUAAAAAAAAGUUUAAUUUUAGUACCUAUACAAGU
Dictyostelium purpureum is the source of this 490-nucleotide messenger RNA. RefSeq lists its product as uncharacterized. Gene Ontology annotation, molecular function: hydroxyisourate hydrolase activity. The record is from RefSeq and is a predicted model, not a curated record. Bases 1 to 402 code for a protein of 133 amino acids. Lineage: Eukaryota; Evosea; Eumycetozoa; Dictyosteliales; Dictyosteliaceae. Gene Ontology annotation, biological process: purine nucleobase metabolic process. The transcript has 2 exons.